AUGGCUAUCAAUCCGACAGAAAGCGAAUUCUUGCGUCCUCCAAGCGACCAAGAAUAUCCCCCGGUCUACCGCCAACCCUCUCACUAUAACCCUCUCGAUACCUUCAAACUGCCCUCCGGCCAGGAGCGCCACUAUCAGCAACAAUAUGGCGAUAUGUAUUUCUUGCGACUGGCGAAGCUGAAACCCGCGGUGGAAAAAGUGGCAGUGGAUGCGUGGGAAGGCUUCAGUAUCGCCGGUGAACGAGCACGUCGUGUAGACCGCGUGCUCGAUGUCAGGCAAGGUGAACUCUGUUGGGUGGCGGGGACAAUCUACAUGGACAUGCCGCUGAAGCCAAAUAUUCUGGACGACCUGACCAAGGAAAACUUCACAUUAGCCCCCCCGCCCCGUCGUACCUAUCUCGAUCCCGCCCACCCUGAGUUGACACAGAUCAUGUUGGAAGAUGAAUCCGGCCGCCUACGCCUAACGGGGAGUAUGUUACAGUCCACGCAACUAGCGACGGGUGCAAUCAUUGCGGUCCUAGGGACUGAGAACGCCAAUGGUGAUUUUGAAGCCAUCGAUAUCAAAGUUCCGGAUCUGGCUCCGCAGCCGCAGCGGUGGGAACGCGAUACAACACAGGCGUCGCAAAAGACUCCAGCAAAAGGCAAGAUCGCGUUCGUGAGCGGACUCGGGAUCACGGGAAACUCCGGUGACACGAUUGCGCUCGAUCUCUUGACGGAUUACCUGCUUGGCUAUAUGGAUUCCCCAAGUAUUGGCGACAACGAUCGUACAACUUCCGAUGCCUCCAAGAUCACCCGGCUUGUCAUCGCGGGAAACUCCAUUGGAACGAGCAUGACCGUCGAUGCAAACGACAACGGGAGCGGCCCAAAGAAGAAGAAUGCUCCCAAGAAGUACGGUUACGACGCCUCUGCAUACAAUGCCUCCCCAAUCACACAGCUAGACUCCUUCCUCGCUGAAAUCCUUCCGAGUAUACCUGUUACCCUCAUGCCGGGUGCGAGCGAUCCGGCAAACUUUUCGCUCCCUCAACAGGGCAUUCAUCGGGCCAUGUUUCCCCAAGCUAGGGCCUACUGCGCUCCACCUCCGACUGCAGGACAGGCACCAGAGCCGGGCUGGUUCGAUAGUGUGACCAAUCCAUGGGAGGGUGAUGUCGAAGGAUGGCGGCUGUGGGGGAGCAGUGGUCAGAAUGUGGACGAUGUGCUGCGUUAUCUGGACUUUGCCGAUGAAUACGGAACGGGUGAGUCCGCCAACGGGGACGCUGAGGCCCGCAUGAAAAUCAUGGAGGCCAUGCUGCGAUGGAGAUGCGCUGUACCCACCGCACCCGAUACCAUCUGGUCAUACCCAUUCCAAACAGAUGACCCGUUCGUCAUGCAAUCAUGCCCGCACAUCUUCUUCGCGGGGAAUCAACCCCAGUUCAAGACUGCAGUGAUAGAAGGCGAUUCGCCGCUGAGACUGAACGGAGGCGACACGGAAAUGACGGAUGCCGACGAGGACAACUCUGGGCCCCGUGUACGACUCUUAUCGAUCCCAUCCUUCUCGAAAACUGGCGAACUGGUGCUGGUAGACGCCGAGACCUUGGAGGUAGAGGUGGUCAAAUUCGGGACAUUUGCCGGUAAAGAGGAUAAGCAGUAA
Molecule: messenger RNA, 1626 nt
Organism: Aspergillus terreus NIH2624
Lineage: Eukaryota; Fungi; Ascomycota; Eurotiomycetes; Eurotiales; Aspergillaceae
Product: DNA-directed DNA polymerase delta subunit POL31
Exons: 5
Coding region: 1-1626 (541 amino acids)
Biological process (GO): DNA strand elongation involved in DNA replication; DNA replication
Cellular component (GO): delta DNA polymerase complex
Molecular function (GO): DNA binding
Source: RefSeq, a predicted model, not a curated record